This is a messenger RNA of Prunus armeniaca (apricot), 1149 nucleotides long. Lineage: Eukaryota; Viridiplantae; Streptophyta; Magnoliopsida; Rosales; Rosaceae. The record is from the annotation of a GenBank genome assembly.
AUGGACUUCACGAAGAAGCGCAAAACUGAGCUGAACGGCACCGUAUCACUAUCUCCAACUUCCCAAUCGAGUUCUCUAACCUCAGAAGACGCCCGCAAGCUCCUCCAACCCUUGACCCAGGACCAGCUCAUCGACAUCCUCCAAAACGCCGUCGUUCGCCACUCCGACGUCCUCGACUCCGUCCGCUCCGUCACCGACAAAGACUCUACCCUCCGGAAACUCUUCAUCCGCGGCCUAGGCGCUGACACCACCUCCGACUCCCUCCGCUCUCUCUUCUCCGCCUUCGGCGACCUCGAUGAGGCCAUCGUAAUUCCCGACAAGGCCACCGGAAAAUCCAAAGGCUACGGCUUCGUCACGUUCAAGCACGCCGACUCGGCCCUUCUCGCUCUCAAAGAACCGAGCAAGAAAAUCGAUGGUAGAGUCACUGUGACGCAAUUCGCCGCCGCCGGCUUGACGGCGUCGUUUAGCAACAGCAACUCUAACGCCGCCGAUGUCUCCGCCAGGAAGAUUUACGUGGGAAGCGUACCGUUUGAUAUCUCUUCGGAGAGACUGUUGUCGACUUUCUCGGCCUACGGAGAGAUUGAGGAAGGACCGCUAGGGUUCGAUAAGGCCACCGGAAAAUCAAAGGGAUUUGCUUUCUUUGUGUACAAGACCGAGGAGGGUGCCAGGGCUGCACUUGUUGAACCCAUAAAGAACAUCGACGGUCAUCAGGUGGCUUGCAAAUUGGCGGUGGACAACAAGAAGAGCAAACCUGGAGGGGCCCAAGCAGCUCCUGUUGAUAACUCCGGCGUCCCUCCACCGCAAUCUACGAUGCCACCGGGGUUGUAUCAGGGCCCGCCGGCGCCGCAUCAGCAGGGUCCAUAUUCCGGUUAUCCUGGCGGGCAUCAGCCUUUGCCUGGGCUGCCUGGUAAUAGUUUCGGUGCUAGGUAUAAUGCCAAUUUGGGAGGUGCAUAUGGUUUGCCGCCUCCAGGUGAAUUCACAGCUCGGUUGCCGCCAAGUUCUAUAGGAAUGGGUCAUGGAGGGUAUUCGGAUGGUCCACAAUAUGGUUUAGGAGCAUCAAUGGGGCUUCCUUCUCAGCAUCAGCAGCCUCCUCCUGUACCUAGAGUCCCGCCUGGUGGACUUUACCAGGGCAUGCCACCAUACUACUGA